Messenger RNA from Cucurbita maxima (winter squash), 1111 nucleotides. RefSeq lists its product as uncharacterized. The record is from RefSeq and is a predicted model, not a curated record. The transcript is spliced from 2 exons. Bases 544 to 933 code for a protein of 129 amino acids. NCBI's taxonomy places the organism in Eukaryota, Viridiplantae, Streptophyta, Magnoliopsida, Cucurbitales, Cucurbitaceae.
UAUCACCUAGGUAUUUUUUUAACCCCGCCGAACUACCGAAACUGACCGCAACACGCCAGCUGCGAAGAAGUCAGUACGCGAGCGCAAGGCAGUCGUUAUCCAUUCAAGAUAAGCUCCCAACUCCCCAUUUCGUCUCCAUUACGUGUAAUCCACCGAAUCUUCCCUUUCAUUUCAAUUCCCCCUUUUCUGCUUCUGUUUUCUCUCGAUCCAAAUAGAAAAUCGAGGUUAAAGGAAUAAGAACUUUGUGGGAACCAUGAAAAUGGGUUUUUAGUUCGAUCUUCGAUUUGGGUUUUCACUGUUCUGUGUGUUUGUUUGUGCGUGUGUGUGUGAUUGUAUUUAGUUGUGGGUUGAAUGAUUUUCGCAAGAAUCAAAUAAAAGUGUGCUGAUCGGAUCUAUCCACUUGCUGUUCUUGUUGUUGACUGGUUUUAGUCUCGCCAAUCCAAUCACGCCCCCCCCUGUUCCAUAAGGAUUUCUUUGAUUUUAUCCUUUUUGGUUGAUUCUUUCAAUAAAAUCGUUGUUGGGUUUUCUUUUGAUCGAAGAAUUAUGAUGCGACGGCAGCAGCAAGAUGAGCAAUCGAGUGUUUUCUACGAGCUUUCUUCUCUUGUUAUGAAUAUCCUCCGAUCGCCCCCGUCGGCGAUCCCGUCUUCCGAUCAGUCGUCGAUGGUUUCAGCCGUGUCGUCGCGGCGGCCGAUUCCGAUGCAGAUAACUCCGGCGGGGUUUGCGUCGCUACUUCUAGGGAUUUCUUUGGCUCUGAUGCUCUGUGGAUCGGUUACGUUCUUCAUCGGCUUUAUGAUGAUGCCUUGGGUUAUUGGAUUGGUUAUGUUUUUCUAUGUCGCUGCUGUGGUUUCGUGCCUGUCCAUGAUCGGACGCUCGAUUUUCUGCUACGCUACGGCUCCGUCUAGACAGGAUAUUCCAGCUUGGAAACUAAUGUGAAGAGGUAGAUGAUGAUGGAAGCAAGCGACGACGGUUUACGGUGGUGGCGGGUAGCUCUAACUUACUAGAUGCUGCAUUGUCGGGUGACUUUCUUUAGUUAAUAAGAAUAUUUACUGAAACCACUACACCUAAAUGUGAAAUUCUCUAUUUAUAAUCAUUUAUAGAAUUAAAAAAAUUA